UGCUAGCUUCAAGCUUUCCAACUUCGGUCUUUUCAGUCACAUAUGUGGCAAAACAAGGUUAACUUCCUUAGCCGCGCUAAUAUGACAUGCAAGGGCAGUUGCCAAGAAAAUUGGUCAUUUAUGAAGGAAAGUAAAAGAUAGUCACUUUUGACAAACUGCGAAGUUGUUGUAGCCUAACUGUCAACCAGAUUAUGGAAAUAUUAACCACGCAUAACACAUUCAAAUGCAAUGGGGAUGUGGGUCUGAGGUCUUGUGAUCAGUUGUCAGUGAGUGGUGAAUACCGAAAGUUCUGGAACAUGCACUGGAGCCAGCAAGUUAACCUAGAAUUGAUGUAACGUCACCUGGUGGACAGCCGCCUGGGCGUGAGGGUCAGAGGGCAGCGUUGAAGCCACCAUGAGCGAGAAUGGCUCCCUCACAGAGUCGGCCAUGUGCUUAGAGGAAGUGGCGCUGGACAAGGACAACAAGAUAUGCAUCUACGACAAAGACGGGGACGACGACGACAACGAGCUGGACCCCGACGACAGAAGCGGCCUGAUCCACCCGUCCACCUCGUCCUUCAUGUCCCGCGUCUACGACCGCACCACGGUGCUCAUCGAGCAGGACCCGAUCCGGCUGGACGAAGAGGGCGAAGAGGACGGCCACUGCGGCGGAGACUGCGAAGAGGACGGCAUGGUCUUCCUGGCCGAGGGGGAAGUGGAGGAUGACGAGGAAGAAGGCGACGGCUCGUUGGCCUUCAUGGGCGACCCCGAGGGCAUGGUGCAUGGCUACGUGCACCACACCAUCUCCCCAGACCAGAUCCAGUUCACCAUCAACCCGGGCUCCACGCCCAUGCCGCGCAACAUAGAGGGAGCUACGCUCACGCUGCACUCGGAGUGCCCGGAGACCAAGCAGAGAGAGGUGAAGCGGUACCAGUGCACGUUCGAGGGCUGCACGCGGACCUACAGCACGGCGGGGAACCUGCGCACGCACCAGAAGACGCACCGCGGCGAGUACACGUUCGUGUGCAACCAGCAGGGCUGCGGCAAGGCCUUCCUCACCUCCUACAGCCUCAAGAUCCACGUGCGCGUGCACACCAAGGAGAAGCCCUUCGAGUGCGACGUGCAGGGCUGCGAGAAGGCCUUCAACACACUCUACAGACUGAAAGCACACCAGCGGCUCCACACGGGGAAGACGUUCAACUGUGAGUCGGAAGGCUGCACCAAGUACUUCACCACGCUCAGCGACCUGAGGAAGCACAUCCGCACGCACACUGGAGAGAAGCCCUUCCGUUGUGACCAUGAUGGAUGUGGCAAGGCGUUUGCGGCCAGCCACCACCUAAAGACUCACGUACGGACACACACAGGCGAGAAGCCUUUCUACUGUCCCAGUGAUGGCUGUGAGAAGACUUUCAGCUCGCAGUACAGCCUGAGGAGUCACGUACGCGGUCACGACAAAAGCGGCAACACCUUCACAGUCAACCUCAGCCACCCGCUAUCUGAAGAUGCAAACCACUCGCUGUGCCUCAGUGAUUUGAGCCUCAUCUCAACGGAUUCAGAGCUCCGGGAAAACCUUAACAAUACCCACGGCCUGGACCUGAGCAGUGUUACUCCAGUGCGGAUAUUUGAGCUGAUGUUCCAGAGCCCAGACAACAGCGUCAGUCAGGAUGAUGUCCACCCCACAGAUAGCCUAGUGGAAGCGUUUGGCCUGGACACUCCCUGUCAUCCGGCCGUGACCGCCACCCCGGCCUUCACGCAGGCCCCUUCCUCGUCCUCGUCCUCGUCGUCCCUGGCGACCCCGGUGCUGGACGUGACCCUGCAGCCCGUGACCGCGCCCGCUCAGCAGCCUUCCUCCUCGACGCUGCCGCCGACGCCGACGCUGCCCACCGCCCAGAGCUCCGCGGCCGAACUGCAGACCGUCUCGUCGCUCCCCGUGGCGCCCGGCCCUCAGCCUUACGUGGCCACGCUGCCGCUGCCCCCGCUGGCCCCCGCCACCGUCUCCGCCGUACCGGCCAGCGCCGUCACCGCCGUCACCGCAAACGCAGUCACCGCAGAAACAGCACCGGCCAGUUUGGCUGCGCCUCCCCCUCCUCCUCCUCCUCCUCCUCCUCCUCCUCCUGUCCCUCCUCCUCCAACUCCUACAUCCGCCACCAUCACCAUAACGCCCGCAGGGGGUGGCAUGCUGCCUCCGGGCCUGGUGGUGACCGACCAGAACCUCCAGUGGAUCCUCAACGCCGCCAACGCGCAAAGCAACUCCGAACAGCAGGGACAGGGUCCUAAAGUGGAGAAAGUCUUCUUCACCACAGCCAUACCCGUUGGAGGAAAUUCAGGAAGCUCUGUUCAGCAGAUUGGCCUGAGCCUGCCCGUCAUCAUCAUCAAGCAGGAGGAGUCGUGCCAGUGCAACUGUGACUGCAGGGCCAAGAGCACGGCCACCUCCACGUCCUCUUCCUCCCCCUCCGCUACCAACUUGCCAUCCUCUUCAUCAGCCCAGAAGCAGCAGACAGACCUUCCGUCGACUGACCCCGCCCCUGCCCCAGCCCCUGCUCCUGCCCCAUCCCCAGCCCCUAUCCCAGCCCCUGCCCCACCCCCCGCCCCAGUCGUGGUCCCUGCACCCCCACCUCCACCUCCACCUCCACCUGCCCCUCCCUCGCAGUGCUGCCCUGCUCCUUCAGACGAUCCGUCGGCCCAUGCCGGACACACGCAUGCAGCUGGUCAGCCCUCGUCGUUGUUAUCAGCAACAGCGUUAUCGCUAUCAUCAUCCUCCUCCUCCACCACUCCCCCGCCUUCUUCCUCCUCCUCCUCUUCCUCCUCCGCAGUCCACUCGCAGACUUUCCCCCUCGCCAGCACGUCAGGCGCAGCUCCCCUCCCUUCACCAGUGGCCGGCGGCGGACUGUCCACCAUGGACGUGGCAGACUUCCUGUCCCUGCAGAGCACCGAGGGCUCAACCAACAUGGAGGCCCUGCUGCUGGUGCCAGAUGACUUCCCCAUGGCCGAGGGAGGCGUCCACUAGCGGCCCUCCUCCGCUGUCUCUUCCUCUUCCCCCUCCUCCUCCUCCUUCUCUUCCACCCCGCUAUCAUCUCUCUCUCCUUCUUCCCUUCCAACCACCUCUCGUUCCAAGUGCUGCAACCCCUCAGCCAGACCCUGGGCCGUGUGCGGAGCCCCCUGGUGGUCAAUGGGUGAAUAUACAGACACAUUUCCGAGUUGGCCAGUGCCUCUCCCUCCCCCAAUGGACCGAGCUGGACCAGAACCCUGCUGUGCAUGUCGCUCAUUUUAAAGGCAGCCCAGCCCAGCCCAGCCCAGCCCAGCCCGCAGUGUCAACAGAACCACGUCAGAUGGCUCGCCCUGCCUUUUGGUAGAGUGGUAGUUUUUUUUUAUUAUUCUUUUAUUUUGGCUUACCACAUCCAUUGACGUUACUUGACAAAUUGCGUUACUUGUCAUAACAGUGCUCAGAUGUUCAAGUCUAUAUAUGCAGCUUUGAAGUGAUCAAUGCCUGAAGUGACUUGUCUAAUGAUUGAUUCACUUUGUUUGUUUGUUUGUUUGUUUUUUUGUCGUUGUUUUUUCCCCCUCUCUCUCUCUGGUGUCAUCGGGGACAUUAGGGGGCUCAAAAAAAGAGUAAUAAUGAAUCGAUUUGGCUCAAUUUGGCUGGAGUUCACUUUUGUGCCAGUAUUUGAGGAAAUGCUAUCAAGCUGUAUCUGAGACCACAUAGUCACUUUUUGCAUGAUGUGGAACUUUUUGUUGUUCGUUCCUGGAAGGACAGGAAGCACUGAUUUGCCAGAAACUGUAAUGAAAUUACACACUAUGAUAUUUCCUAUCCUUGUACUGUAGUCAGCAGCGCUCUCUGAUAUAGACACAUUUAGUCCAGGAUUGACUAGAAUGUACUGCAUGUAAACAAAUGAUAACAAAAAAAAACAUGUUGGCAGUAGUCUUCUCGGGAGUAGUUGGUAGUUUUUUUUUUUUUUUAAAGAUCAGUAUACUAUUGCAAGGUCACUAAACAGGGCAGUUGAUGCAGCAGCUUUUUCCCCUAAAGCAAGGUCGAGUCUAUGCCACGCCAAUAUGAAGAGUAGCUAAUUAUACAUGUUACUAGGGAGGCUGGUGUAGUCCAGGAAAUGUGAUUGCAAUUUCGACUUUCUUUGAUUUCUCAUCUAUCAUUUGUUAUUUUUAUUUUUAUUUUUUAAAGAAAGACAAGGAAAAAAUAACGUUGCUUGCCUUUUUAAAAUAUAUGUAAUAUAGUCUUUACAUUGGUGAAAACAGCUGCCUAUGACUAAUUUAAUUUUUAUAUGUGUUAAUUUAUUUGAAUACUUAAUUGCUAUCAUCAGAUCAACUCUUCUGUUCUCUUUCUCUCUCUUUUUUCUUUCUCUCUCUCUCGCAAAAUUUCCCAGCUUUGUGGACCAAGUCCUGACGUGCGUGUUUCUUCUGAAGGCGUUCUCGUUCGGGGUAGUGAAAAGGCUCAGGUUUAGGCUUACACUUCUUCUCUCCUUUCCUUUAGGAUGGUGUUACUGAUUCCAGACUUUUCACCCAGUCAUUCACGUCAUGGCUGCCUGUUCUUAGCCAGAGUUAGGUGUGCAUGCAAGCACCAGAAGGGCUCCGCUGCACAUGUGUCUCAGCUGAACCAGUUUUGUUUUAAAAUGUUCUUCGAACUAAACUAAACAAGAAAAACAAACAUUCAACUUGACCAAGUUUGUUUUUCGUGCAGUGAAUAGAUUUAUUUAUGUCAGUGAUUGACAUAGAGUGAGACGCACACGCAUACACACACACACACACGCACGCAAGCGCUCCCAUUUGCACACCAUCCAAGCUGCUGCCUGUUAAGGACAAAAAGUGGCAUCUUCCUUUUCAGUCAACAAUUUGCCAUUUCAACACCCCACCCCACCCCACCCCAUCCCAUCCCAUCCCAUCCCACAGCAUGACCCCCCUCAGGGAUCAAAGUUAUGAUGGACGAGAUUCCAGAUCUGCAGCAUCAAAAUGCUCUGAUUUUGACCUUAAACUCAUCAGCUGCCCUUGCUGACCAUCAUUCAAUGUUAACUUUUCUCUGUAGUGUCUCAUCUCAAAUGCUUGCACUACCAGUCGCCGGUGUAGUUAGUCCAAACCCACUCUGUGUGUGUGUGUGUGUGUGUGUGUGUGUGUGUGUGUGUAGUCAGUCAGUAGCAUACAUCCCUUACUUUACACCACUGCUGUAGAGAGUAUUGUGUUGUGAAUGAGUUGAUCAUACAUGUAUAUAUUGCACAUUUGAUAAUAUAAAUACUAUUAUUCCUUUAGAUUGUAUUUGAAUUUGUAUUUUUGUAUAGAGCGUGAACUAUUUUAGGUUUUUGAGAUGGAAGACAGACCCUACCCCACACUGCCCCACCUGUCUCCUUACCAUCCUGUUUUAUGACCGCAGGCAUGCACUAAUUAUGCAUUUUCUUGUUUGUUUAUUUGUUUUGGAUUUUAUUUUUUGUGCUUUUUAUUUUAUUUUAUUUUUUAUUUUUCAAUGAAGCCUUGUGAUGGUCCAACUGUGGUAUUGGUGUAGGCUUUCUUAACCUACCCCCAAAACAAAACUUGUUUUCCGAUGUGCAUGUGUGACAGUGUUCCUGCAAGUUGAUAUAGAUUCUUCCUAAUGUGUAGAAGAAAUAUACAACAUUGCCUUACAGCCUCUCAAUGAUUACAGUUUGAAGGCACGUUGCCUCAUCAAUGUUGUUCUUCUGAACGCCUUUGCCUUUAACAUGGAAGGCUCUGUUGGCAAAGCAAGAACAUCUGUUUGUUUUGUUUGUUUAGUUGGUGUGCGUGCGUGUGUGUGUGUGUGUGCGUGCGUGCGUGCGUGCGUGUGUGUGCGUGUGUGCGUGCGUGUGUGUUGUCAUGGUGUGCCAAUGAACAUGUACUGUGUAUGAGUUCAUUUCUUGGGUGUGUGUGGUUAAUUGAUGGUCCUUAAUGCACACACCCCACAGCAUAGUUCACCAUCGUACGUGUCCAGCUCUUCAUACGAUUUCUUGUAUGUUGUGGCGCUCUUAAUUGUGUUUUUUUCAUGCCCUAUCCUACAAUAUUUUCAUCUUCUAUUAUCAUGAGGCACCAUAGCAGUUGCACAGCAAGGCUUUCUGUCAUGGCUUGCAUGAUUUUAGUUCCUGUUGUCUUUCAUCAUAGGACAGGGUUCUGUUGUGUUAAUAUAUACAGUUUGUAAGCACUUGAUGUUGGAUCUGUUGAUGUGUCUUUUGUUAUUUCUUUUUGUUUUGUUUUGUUUUCUGUAUGUUUUCUACAUUUAUGUAUGUAGUGCAAUGUUUGAGUCUGGAUAGGAGGUGGGACAACAGUGAAUGUUUAAUCUGCUUGAUCCUUGUCACUACUGUAAGAUCCUCACCAUAUCAACCUCAAAAUGUUGAACUAUGCAAGACUUUCAUCUUUUCCUCCCUUACUCUUGGUGAAAGAUGCCAAUUCUUUGUCAUUGUUCAUCUUCUUUUAACAGCAUAGCCUCUAUUCUUAGCCCACAAUGAUUUCUCAAAUACCCUUAAUAUUCAUUCCUUAAAUGUAAGAUUAUCAGAAGGCUCUCAAAGCUGAGUUAAACCAAUAGCAUAUUAAAAUAAUUUGGGCUUUGUAGACGCCAUUGUGUUAGAAUGAUUGAAUUAUUCCCCAUCAAUAAUCAUGACCACCAAGUUACUAUUUUGAGGAGUCACAGGUUGUGCUUGAAGAAAAGGCACUAUAAUUCUGUUGUAAGAAUUAUGUUCAGCAGUAAAACAUUGUUCUGUAUUGUUUCAAGGAAAAAAAUGUUUGAGGAAUACAACAUGUU
This is a messenger RNA of Sardina pilchardus (European sardine), 6726 nucleotides long. It is a transcript of the gene mtf1, whose product is annotated as metal-regulatory transcription factor 1. Gene Ontology annotation, molecular function: RNA polymerase II cis-regulatory region sequence-specific DNA binding; DNA-binding transcription factor activity, RNA polymerase II-specific. Bases 394 to 2985 code for a protein of 863 amino acids. Gene Ontology annotation, biological process: regulation of transcription by RNA polymerase II. The record is from RefSeq and is a predicted model, not a curated record. Lineage: Eukaryota; Metazoa; Chordata; Actinopteri; Clupeiformes; Clupeidae. The transcript has 11 exons.